CGACCCGCUGAUUGUGGUCCGUUGGAGAAAAAGAGAGCUCGCACGCAUCUGCGCUGGUCUCGCGUGGAAAGCGCUGAGCGCACCAGAUGACUCCGAGAGAAUAAGAAAUUUGGCUUGGCUUUGGAGCUCAGCAGAGGGCAACCCAACUGGCAGCAGGUAGUGAACGGAUCAGACAAAGAAUUGCGCGUCGCGAAGAAUUUUCCGCAGCUCCCAGCCGUUUAGUUAUCGAACAAUUCAAUUUUCCGUUUCUGUGCGCUCCGCUUACGCGAAUUGUGCGUCCUGUUCGUCCUUCGUCCAUCCGCCAAUUGUGUUUUCUUCGUCCGCACUUGCAGGGGCUGCUUUGUGCUUUUUUUGUUCGGGUUCUUGGUCGGAGGUUCGUUGGUGGUGCGCCUUGCGAGGGUGUCAAUUGUAUCGUCUGAUCGCAGGUCGUUAGUCGGGGCUGCUGAACGGAGAAUCGAUCUUGGAAGCCCACGGAGCAGAAAGGAAGCGAACAAAGAGGACACAAACGAGGCGAGGAACAAAGGAAAAUGCUGGACCUCGAAGUAGUGCCCGAGCGAUCGCUCGGCUGCGACAAUUGGGAGUUUAUUUUGGGAAUGCAUUUUUCCCAAGCUGUAGCAAUCAUCCAGUCACAAGUAGGAAUAAUCAAAGGCGUACAAGUAUUAUACUCCGAUUCUAAUCCAUUAAGUGUUGAUAUUGUGAUAAAUUUACCGCAAGAUGGAAUCAGAUUGAUUUUUGAUCCUGUUGUACAGCGAUUGAAAGCAAUAGAGGUGUUCAAUAUGAAAUUAGUAAAAUUGAAAUAUUGUGCUAUGAUAUUUAAUUCUCCCGAAGUAUUACCUUCGAUCGAACAAAUUGAACAUUCUUUCGGUGCAACACAUCCGGGAGUCUAUGAUGCUGCCAAACAGCUUUUUGCCCUACAUUUUCGCGGUUUAAGCUUCUACUUCCCCGUGGACAGUAAACUUCAACCAGGCUACGCUCAUGGUUUAGGUUCACUCGUUUUUCCAAGCGGUGCAUCACCGGUGGUAUCAAAGAUGGCACUUUACUCAGGCAGUAGUAUGGCUGAAAGUCAUCCGCCUGCUUUGCCACUCUCCUGCUAUCAUCAACAGCUAUACUUGGAAUCCGCUAGUGUUCUACGAAACUCUUCAGGAACUCGUGGAUUGCGCCUUCAGCUCUUCACAGAGGGUUCAGUCCGUGUAUUGGAACCACGACGGCAAUGCUUCACCCGAGAAAUUUUGUUUGGUGACAGUUGUCAAGAUGUUGCUACAAGCUUAGGUGCACCAAAUAGGAUUUUUUUCAAGAGUGAAGAUAAGAUGAAAAUUCACUCACCUAGUGCUCAUCGGCGAGUUCAAUCGAAACGGAGUGAUAUAUUUUUUAAUUAUUUUACGCUUGGUAUAGACGUGUUGUUCGAUGCAAGAACUCAGCGAUGUAAGAAAAUCAUUUUGCAUACCAAUUAUCCUGGACAUUAUAAUUUCAACAUGUACCACCGAUGUGAAUUUCAAUUCCAAUUGGCACCUGACAAGGUCUCGGAAAAAGAACCUUUAAAUGCACCAGUUGUUAUUACGGCAUAUUCAAAAUGGGAUUCGAUAAGUUCACGUCUUGCCCCGGCUGAACGUCCUGUCGUCCUCCAUCGAGCAAGUUCUACAAACACAGCCAACCCCUUCGGUUCAACUUUCUGCUUUGGUUAUCAGGAUAUAAUCUUCGAAAUAAUGCCAAAUAAUCAUAUAGCAUCGGUAACAUUGUACAGUAUAUCAUCAUUUCCCAAGCGUUCAUCAUAUCCUUGGCAACGGAAAUAUAGCAUGCAAGAUAUCCGCUUGCCAUCAGUUGCGUGACCACGACUUCGGGUGGCAUACAACGUAAUUUGAAAAUUGAUGCAAUGACGGAUUGAGAACUCGGCUGUCUGUGAGAGAAUUUGUACUGGCUAUCAAGUUAUCCUCUUAAUAUUCAUGCAUGUUAACAAUACAUUGACAAACAUUAGUGAAAAGUCCUUUCAUUUAAUUUCUUUGUUUUCUUGGCAAAAGAAUCAGCAAAACUUGAAUAAUAUGGUAUCAAAUGAGAGAAAAAUAAUAAAAAAAAGACAUUAAUUAAUCAAAUCGUUUCACACUUAUUUUCAACUUUUUAUCAAGAAUGGGAAAGAAUUGCGAGGAGAAAUGUUGGAUAACUAACUAAGCAGGCUGGGAUUUCCGGUGAGGCAUCAUGAAUGAAUUUAGCCGCUAGUAGAACACCAAUAACAACCUCGAACUAAUACUUUAAUUUAGCCCUUACAAUUUUAUAACGAACAAAUCAUGGAUUAAUUGUAAUUAGUCCGAAAAAAAAACAAAAAUAGGAUACUAGUUAAUGCGGCCAGUUGCGGGUGAGAAUGUUUUGAAAAAAAAAACCAAACCCAAGUUUUGGUCGUUGAAAAAAACUCAGAGGUUCGGUUAAAUCCAGAACUUUUGACGAUCCUUCCCUGAAUAAAACAAGUCGACUUACAAUUCAACAUGAAUCACGACGAUGACCUAGGUUAGUAAAAUUCAAGAAACUAUUUCCAACAUGUAUCCUGAGCAUUUCUGAAA
Molecule: messenger RNA, 2549 nt
Organism: Hermetia illucens (black soldier fly)
Lineage: Eukaryota; Metazoa; Arthropoda; Insecta; Diptera; Stratiomyidae
Product: UPF0183 protein CG7083
Exons: 6
Coding region: 528-1826 (432 amino acids)
Biological process (GO): Golgi to plasma membrane protein transport
Cellular component (GO): trans-Golgi network
Source: RefSeq, a predicted model, not a curated record